AUGAAGGAAAAAGAAGACAUGAAGGCUGAUAAAUUUCAGUCAUGUACCAGAAUAAAAAGACCACCUGUUCAAAAUGUGGAAGGAAAUUGGGAGUUUCCAGUUGUGCAAAUGACUCAAGCCUCUAGGGAUUCAUAUGAUUUCAGAAAGCGCACUGAUCCCAUCACAAUAAAAGAGGCACUUCCACGGAAAGGAUUAGACAAGGUGAAAGAAAAAACAGUCAAAUUGGCAGAGACCCAUUUUGACUUGACUUCAGAAGAAGAGCACAAAAGUUUUGAUGAUGCUCAAUGUACCCAGUCUCAGGUAUUUUCUGAGGAUUCUCCACAGAUGUGUGUUUCUCACUCAUCUGGAGAGAAACAUCAUAAAGCAAAAGAGAAAGAAGAUGGACAUGUCCAUGAUUCUGUUUGCCUAUUGAAAACCCAGAAAGCAGUUCUAUCACUUCAAAGAAUAAUAAAAAGCAAAAAAAGUCACUGCACACAGUGUUCACUACAUUUUGAAAAAAAUGCACAACUGGAAAAUGAGAUUCAUGAGCUAAAAAAGAGGGUAUCAGAGUUUAAGCAAGAAAAUAUAGAAUUGAAACAACAACUCCACAAUUUGAGAUAUACCUUAAAAGAAGAUGAGGUGAAGAGAAAAAUGAUGAUAUGUUACAUGAAAAAAAUAAGAACCCAUUAAAAGAAAAAGAAACAGAAUUUAACAAAGAGGAUCAAGAGAGAAAGCAAGCUGAAAUCUCUGUUUGUACAAUAGAUACAGAAUUGGAGACUGCAAGAAAUCAUUUUAAUCAGGUAAAUGAACAUUCACUAAAGUUUUAAAUUUUUACUGUAUUUCAUUUGAAUUAUUUAUAAAAUCCCUUUAACUUACUGUAUGUGGCCAUAUUUCACUUAAUGAUGGCAAUGUGGUCUGAGGAAUGUGCUGUUUGGCAAUUUCACCAACAUGCCGUCAUCAUGUGUGUGUACUUCCACACACUUCAGACAUCUCCCACAAUGCCAGGAAACACAGACUUAUAGGACCUCCAUUUAUAUGCAGUCUGCUGUUUCCCAAAGCAUGGGUAUGUGGGGUGUGAACUACUAUUUUGAUUUAAAACACAAUGUGCAU
This is a messenger RNA of Ictidomys tridecemlineatus (thirteen-lined ground squirrel), 1089 nucleotides long. Lineage: Eukaryota; Metazoa; Chordata; Mammalia; Rodentia; Sciuridae. The record is from RefSeq and is a predicted model, not a curated record.